CCUAGCUGGAGUGACGUGGGCAGCUGCACGGCUGAAAUGUAAGUGAGCAGUCUGCUCCGGAUCCAAGAAAAGGCUUUCUGAGGGAAUUAACAGCUUUGGAAGUGACCCCACUGGCUUGUGGACACCUGGACAGGAGGGUUAAAUACCGUCUGAGUGGCAAUCCUAGCCCAUGAAGUUAUUCUUUUCAUGCCUCAGUUGUCUUACCCCCUGUUCAUGAUUACAACACUUCCACCCCAUGCCCGUUGAUUAGACCCAGCUGCUAAGGAUCCGGUACCCCCUUAUAUUAAGCCUUCUUGGCCAGGGAUAUCAUGGAGGGCGAUACAAUGGAGGUUGUAUCAGACGAGGAAGCAAUGCCCUCCACUUCACAGGAGCAUAUCACCGCCACAGAGGCCCCUGAGGAGGAGGAGGCGGAGAAAAAUGAUCCCCCCUUUCAGCUCAAGCUGCCUCCUAAGGCUUCCAGACCUGAGAAGGAAAUUGAUCCAGAAUAUGAAGAAAAGAUGAAAACAGAUCGCUCCAAAAGAUUUGAAUUCCUCCUAAAACAAACAGAGCUAUUUGCACAUUUUAUCCAACCAACAGCUCAGAAGUCUCCAACAUCUCCCUUGAAAGUGAAAUUAGGACGCCCAAAGUUAAAGAAAGAUGAGAAACAGAAUUUACUAUCAGCCGGAGACUAUCGCCACCGACGCACAGAACAAGAAGAAGAUGAAGAACUGCUAUCCGAAAGCCGAAAAACAGCCAAUGUCUGUGUGCGGUUUGAAGAGUCACCUUCUUAUAUAAAGGGAGGGACUCUCAGAGAUUACCAGGUUAGAGGGCUGAACUGGAUGAUUUCUCUGUAUGAGAAUGGCAUCAAUGGCAUAUUGGCAGAUGAGAUGGGUCUGGGAAAAACUCUCCAAACGAUUGCCUUGUUGGGCUACCUUAAACAUUAUAGAAACAUUCCUGGUCCUCAUAUGGUUUUGGUUCCUAAAUCUACUCUACACAACUGGAUGAAUGAAUUUAAACGCUGGAUUCCGUCACUUUGUGCAGUCUGCCUUAUUGGUGACAAAAAUGUUCGGGCUGCUUUCAUACGUGAUGUGAUGAUGCCAGGCGAGUGGGAUGUUUGUGUUACUUCCUACGAAAUGGUCAUAAAAGAAAAAUCUGUAUUCAAGAAGUUCAACUGGAGGUACCUCGUGAUUGACGAAGCACACAGAAUUAAGAACGAAAAAUCAAAGUUAUCAGAAAUAGUUCGUGAAUUUAAGACCACAAACCGGUUACUGCUCACUGGCACUCCCCUCCAGAAUAACCUCCACGAGUUAUGGGCAUUACUUAAUUUCCUUCUUCCUGAUGUGUUUAAUUCAGCAGACGAUUUCGACUCUUGGUUUGAUACAAACAAUUGUCUUGGUGAUCAAAAGCUUGUUGAAAGGCUUCAUGCUGUUUUAAAGCCAUUUCUUUUAAGGCGCAUAAAAGCUGAAGUAGAAAAAAGUCUUCCCCCAAAAAAGGAAGUCAAAAUUUACUUGGGACUUGGUAAAAUGCAGAGAGAAUGGUAUACAAAAAUUUUAAUGAAGGAUAUAGAUAUUCUAAACUCGGCAGGGAAGAUGGAUAAGAUGAGACUACUCAACAUCCUGAUGCAAUUGCGCAAAUGUUGCAACCAUCCCUAUUUAUUUGACGGUGCUGAGCCUGGACCUCCGUACACCACAGACACUCAUCUUGUGUACAAUAGUGGUAAAAUGGUGGUUUUGGACAAGUUACUAUCAAAGCUUAAAGAACAAGGUUCUAGAGUCCUGAUUUUCAGCCAGAUGACUAGAUUGCUUGACAUUCUGGAAGAUUACUGCAUGUGGCGUGGAUAUGAGUACUGUCGACUAGAUGGACAGACACCACAUGAACAAAGAGAGGUUGCAAUAGAGACUUUUAAUAGUCCUAAUAGCAGCAAAUUCAUCUUCAUGCUGAGUACCCGUGCAGGAGGCCUUGGAAUAAAUCUGGCUACUGCAGAUGUUGUCAUCAUAUACGACUCAGACUGGAACCCACAAGUGGACUUACAAGCCAUGGAUCGCGCACAUCGAAUCGGCCAGAAAAAGACAGUACGUGUAUUCCGUCUCAUUACGGAUAAUACUGUGGAAGAAAGGAUAGUAGAAAGAGCUGAGCUUAAACUAAGGCUUGAUUCUAUAGUCAUACAGCAAGGAAGGCUAAUAGACCAGCAGUCAAACAAACUAGCAAAAGAUGAAAUGCUCCAGAUGAUACGUCAUGGAGCCACUCAUGUGUUUGCUUCAAAGGAUAGUGAACUGACUGAUGAAGAUAUAACCACGAUUUUGGAAAGAGGGGAAAAAAAGACUGCUGAAAUGGCAGAACGUUUACAAAAAAUGGGAGAGAGCUCUCUACGAAACUUCUCUGUGGACACAGAAACGAGUUUAUAUAACUUUGAAGGAGAAGAUUAUCGAGAAAAGCAAAAGCUGAGCAUGAUGGAGUGGAUAGAGCCCCCUAAACGAGAGCGUAAAGCCAAUUAUGCAGUGGAUGCAUAUUUCAGGGAUGCUUUGCGUGUUAGUGAACCUAGAGCGCCUAAGGCACCAAGGCCACCAAAGCAGCCCAACAUUCAAGAUUUUCAGUUUUUCCCACCAAGAUUGUUUGAGCUGUUGGAAAAAGAGAUUCUUUAUUACAGGAAGACAAUUGGAUAUAAGGUCCCAAGAAGCUCAGAUCUCCCAAAUGCAUCUCAGAUACAAAAAGAAGAGCAGAGAAAGAUUGAUGAAGCAGAGCCUCUCUGUUCUGAAGAGUCAGAAGAGAAGGAGAAACUUCUUACACAGGGCUUCACAAAUUGGAACAAACGAGACUUUAAUCAGUUUAUUAAAGCCAAUGAGAAGUAUGGUCGCGAUGAUAUUGAUAACAUUGCAAGAGAGGUGGAAGGAAAGACACCAGAAGAUGUUAUGGAUUACUCAGGAGUGUUUUGGGAACGCUGUAACGAACUUCAAGACAUUGAAAAGAUCAUGGCUCAGAUAGAGCGUGGCGAAGCAAGGAUUCAAAGAAGGAUCAGUAUCAAGAAAGCCUUGGAUGCCAAAAUUGCAAGGUACAAAGCUCCUUUUCACCAGCUGAGAAUCCAGUAUGGCACAAACAAAGGCAAAAACUACACAGAAGAAGAAGACAGGUUUCUAAUUUGUAUGCUUCAUAAAAUGGGCUUUGAUAAGGAAAAUGUAUACGAGGAAUUGCGUCAGUGUGUGCGAAAUGCUCCUCAGUUUCGAUUUGAUUGGUUCAUCAAGUCAAGGACUGCAAUGGAGCUGCAAAGACGCUGCAAUACUCUCAUAUCACUGAUAGAGAAGGAAAACCUAGAGAUUGAAGAGAAAGAAAGAGCAGAGAAAAAGAAACGAGCACCAAAGCCACAGCCGUCUAAAAGAAAAGCAGAAGCAGUUCCUGAAGGUUCCGGGAAAAAGGAUGCCAAGAAAGCAAAAUCCUAGUACCGAAUGUACCGUAGGUUAUUUGUUGGGUACAAACAGCCAUUUUAAUCUCUUGACAUAUAACGAUGCACAUUCAAGGUCUAUUGCUACUCUCUGUGCAUUAACAGCCAGAACACGUUUACUUUUUGGCAGAAUUUGUAUAUUUUAUGCUUUUAUGUAUCUAGAAAAUGUGUAGUAUUUUCAGCUUUUCCGUAGUUACAUGUAUUGUAUUUUGUGAUUUUCAUGUUUAACCAGUGCAGAGGGUUUUAGCUUUUGUAUGUUUUAUACUGUAUGCUGCCGCUGCUGUCGCUGCUUUGAAAUAAAAAGUAAAUCUCUCUACCGUCA
Messenger RNA from Xenopus laevis (African clawed frog), 3737 nucleotides. RefSeq names its product SWI/SNF related, matrix associated, actin dependent regulator of chromatin, subfamily a, member 1 L homeolog (gene smarca1.L). Lineage: Eukaryota; Metazoa; Chordata; Amphibia; Anura; Pipidae. The record is from RefSeq and is a predicted model, not a curated record. The coding region runs from base 309 to 3413 and encodes 1034 amino acids. The transcript has 24 exons.